AUGGCAUUUCCGGCCCCAACCAUACCUUAUCCACUCUCCUCCGACCUAUCAGACGACUCAGAAGUUCCCUACCUCAAACAGAAGCCCUCAUUUGGUAACAAAGUGUGCCCCCCUACUCCGUCACCCAUGGCCUCACCAGCUAUUGUGGACGACGGAACCCUCGAAUACCAACAACAGAGUGCGAGAAGAGCAGCAGAAGGGCUUAGAAGGCAACAAAACUCAAAAACUAGGUUAUCCAACGAUAUAGAAGGGUUCUCAUCCUCAGAAGCAGAAAACGAGGCAGGUCCGGGUCUGGAGAUUGAUUCCGAGUCCGAGGAUCUUGAAAUGGGUGACUAUGUGAACACAGGGGAGGUUACAUGGCGGAAUGAUGAAGAAGGGAGAGUGAAGACGAGGAACCGAAGGGGCUUGAGUUUACACGGCGAGGAUGGUCCUACUCUUGGUGAUCGGUUGGUUAUGGCAGACGGUGAUCGGCCUGUUGUGAGUAAGGAAGAGAAAAGGAUCGCAGAUGUGAAAGUUAUUAGGAGUUUGGCCAUUAACGUCUUGCUGAUUGGGCUAUGGUAUCUAUUCUCGCUCCUAAUAUCCAUUUACAAUAAAUGGAUGUUCGACCCCAAGCACCUCGAUUUCAAAUUUCCGUUAUUCACUACCUGCACACACAUGAUUGUCCAAUUCUCUCUAGCAUCUCUAGUGCUCUUCGCAUUCCCUAAACUACGGCCUGUAGGAUUUUUCGGGAGAGUUGCUUCUACUGAUCCACAACCUGAAGAUCCUGGGAUGGAUCACUUUAUGGGAGCUGGGGAUUCUGUGGAGGAGCGGAAGAAACAACAAGCCGGCAUCAUGACGAAAUGGUUUUACACAACCCGAGUUGGCCCAUGUGGUGCGGCUACUGGAUUGGAUAUUGGCCUUGGGAACAUGAGUUUGAAAUUCAUUAGCCUUGCGUUUUACACUAUGUGUAAAUCUUCUGCCUUAGCAUUCGUCUUGAUAUUCGCCUUUAUAUUUCGUCUCGAGAAGAUAACAUGGAAAUUAGUUGGAGUCAUAACGGUGAUGACGAUUGGUGUAGUGAUGAUGGUAGCUGGAGAGGCAACAUUCGUGCCGAUUGGCUUCGUUCUUGUGAUCAUGUCCUCCGCUCUGUCUGGACUGCGAUGGUCACUCACACAGAUUCUGCUAUUGAGAAACCCGGCCACCUCUAACCCAUUCUCAUCUAUAUUUUUCCUAGCGCCGAUCAUGUUCAUUUCAAUCCUAGCAAUUGCUAUACCAGUGGAGGGGUUCGGACCGCUGAGUGAGAGAUUGGGCGAAUUAGCAGCUCAAAAGGGUGCCGUCAACACUGCUGCCAUUCUGCUCUUCCCCGGUGCCAUCGCUUUCCUGAUGGUCAGCAGUGAAUUUGCACUCCUCCAGCGCACCUCCGUAGUAACCCUCUCAAUUUGCGGCAUUUUCAAAGAAGUCGUUACGAUCUCCGCAGCAGCGAUAGUCUUCGGCGAUCCUCUAACCCCAAUCAACAUUUCAGGUCUCUGCGUCACAAUAUUAAGUAUCGCAGCAUACAAUUACAUCAAGAUCAAGAGGAUGCGUCGAGAGGCACGAGAAGAGACCGUCAGUGCAGCAGCAUACGUCCCAGUCGGAGGCGACGACGAAGAAGACGAAGAUGAAGGGCUAGAAGAGCAGGCGAAAAGUGCAAGCAUAGACGACGGUGUCCCCGGAAACACGGAAAUACAGGUUGGCGAAUCGGCGUUGAGUCCUCGGUUUCCUGGGCCAUCCACCUCACAUUUGGGAGGUAGUGAGCAGGACCGGCUGCUUUAGACAAAUCACUUCUGCGCAUCCAUAUACUCUUUCUAACUCAUUAGACUUGUAGCUCUAAACCGACCGCCUUCGCCUUAUUGAUAUCGCUACGUAUGUAUAAACUGUAUCAGUGUGUUUAGCGGAGUUUGGCUCUUGGUUUUUUUUCCCGUAUGACACUUUCCAUUUUUUCCACUCUUGUAUUCCUACCAUUUUGAAGAUGUUCGUACUGCCGUGUGAUUACCAUCUCCCGUUGCGGAGCGCUUCUUAUCAAACUACACAUAGUCUAGAAGUUGAGCUCAGCUCAGUUCAGGCGAUUCAUUGUCUGUGAGUGUGUGUGUUCCCGGAGUAGGAGAGAAGAAGCUUGAUUUUCCAAAUGCAAAA
This is a messenger RNA of Tuber melanosporum (Perigord truffle), 2148 nucleotides long. RefSeq lists its product as uncharacterized. Gene Ontology annotation, biological process: UDP-glucose transmembrane transport. The record is from RefSeq and is a predicted model, not a curated record. The transcript has 5 exons. Gene Ontology annotation, cellular component: cis-Golgi network; Golgi apparatus; endoplasmic reticulum-Golgi intermediate compartment. NCBI's taxonomy places the organism in Eukaryota, Fungi, Ascomycota, Pezizomycetes, Pezizales, Tuberaceae. The coding region runs from base 1 to 1788 and encodes 595 amino acids. Gene Ontology annotation, molecular function: antiporter activity.